AUGCCUGGCUUGGACCUGGAACCGGCGGUCAUCGACGACACGCGCAUCUUGGGCCAAGACCCCUUGAUCCCCCCCCAAUUGCUCAUCUCUGAGAUUCCAAUCACCAACAUCUCACUGAAGACAGUUGUCCAAGGUCGCAAAGAUGCAAUGGAGAUCAUCAUGGGGCGAUCUAACCGCCUUCUCGUCAUCUGCGGCCCUUGCUCCCUCCACGAUCCUGUUACAGCCCUCGAGUACGCUUCUCGAUUAAAGAAGCUUUCCGACAAGCUCUCAGACGAUCUUUGCGUUAUAAUGCGUGCCUAUCUCGAAAAACCCCGUACGACCGUCGGCUGGAAGGGAUUGAUCAAUGACCCAGACAUCAAUGAGUCUUUCAAGAUCAACAAAGGUCUGCGGAUCAGCCGGCAGCUUUUCUGUGACCUCACGAGCAUGGGGAUGCCAAUUGCUAGCGAGAUGUUGGAUACAAUCUCUCCACAGUUCCUGGCAGACCUCCUCUCGCUCGGAGCCAUUGGCGCAAGAACAACUGAGUCACAGCUGCAUCGCGAAUUGGCCUCCGGUCUCUCUUUCCCUGUAGGAUUCAAGAACGGUACUGACGGAAGCCUGACUGUUGCAAUUGAUGCUAUUGGUGCCGCUGCUGCAAAGCACUCCUUCAUGGGUGUUACGAAGCAAGGCCUCGCCGCCAUUACAAGAACUAGUGGGAAUGAACACGGCUUCGUCAUUCUUCGUGGUGGUACCAAAGGCACAAACUACGAUGCAGAAAGCAUAAAAAUGGUCAAGGAGACGUUGGCUAAGAAAGGACAGAAGCAAGCUAUCAUGGUUGACUGCUCGCAUGGUAACUCGAACAAGGACCACCGCAACCAGCCCAAAGUCGCCAAGGCGGUCGGUGAUCAACUACGCGCGGGCGAAUCUUCCAUCAUCGGUGUCAUGAUCGAGUCGAAUAUCAACGAAGGCAACCAGAAGGUUCCAGCUGAAGGACCAUCAGGCUUGAAGAAGGGUGUCAGUAUCACCGAUGCAUGCAUCAAUUGGGAGAGCACCGUCGAGGUCUUGGAGGGCCUGGCAGAAGCUGUUCGUGAGCGACGCAAGCAUUCAUAUAAUGGUCACGAGAGCAAACGAGUUAAGGUGUUGGAAGAAGGGUCUGCCGACAUGGUCAACUGA
Hyaloscypha bicolor E is the source of this 1149-nucleotide messenger RNA. Its product is annotated as phospho-2-dehydro-3-deoxyheptonate aldolase-like protein. The record is from RefSeq and is a predicted model, not a curated record. Gene Ontology annotation, molecular function: 3-deoxy-7-phosphoheptulonate synthase activity. NCBI's taxonomy places the organism in Eukaryota, Fungi, Ascomycota, Leotiomycetes, Helotiales, Hyaloscyphaceae. Gene Ontology annotation, cellular component: cytoplasm. Gene Ontology annotation, biological process: aromatic amino acid biosynthetic process. The coding region runs from base 1 to 1149 and encodes 382 amino acids. The transcript has 3 exons.